Syngnathoides biaculeatus (alligator pipefish) is the source of this 954-nucleotide messenger RNA. RefSeq names its product leucine-rich repeat and transmembrane domain-containing protein 1 (gene lrtm1). Gene Ontology annotation, cellular component: plasma membrane. Gene Ontology annotation, molecular function: protein binding. Lineage: Eukaryota; Metazoa; Chordata; Actinopteri; Syngnathiformes; Syngnathidae. The transcript is spliced from 3 exons. The record is from RefSeq and is a predicted model, not a curated record. Bases 43 to 954 code for a protein of 303 amino acids.
GAAUUAUAUCUCCAAGACAAUCGUAUAAGAGGCCUGGGAUCGAUGGCUUUUCGAGAAAUACCCCUCGUUCGUGUUCUCGACCUAUCGAAUAACUCCAUAACAUCUGUUUCCCCAACUGCUCUGCUAGGGCUCAGAACUCUGCAACAUCUCAGUCUCGCCUCCAACAGCCUGAGAGAGCUCGAUAAGCGGUUGUUUGGACCCAUUCACUCACUUUCACACCUUGACCUUUCACACAACAGCCUGUGGGGUUUGUCCGGAGCCAUGGGAGAAACUCUGAGGAACCUGAGCCACCUGGGGCUCGCCCACAACAGACUAACACGAAUGGACCGGUCCCUGCUGGAGGCCUUGGGCCACCUGGACAGUCUGACGCUACGAGGCAAUCCGUGGAAAUGUGACUGUCACCUAAUAGGUCUCAAACUGUGGCUUGAGACCUACCUCUUUAAAGGUGGCAUGGUGGAUGAGGUGCUUUGCGCCCAGCCCACAGAGAUGCGGGACAGAGACCUGCAGAAGAUCCCUUACCAGCUCUUCCACGCCUGCAUGACCACAAGUUACCAUUACCUGUUUGCCAACAUCCAUCAUCUGGAAUCAGAGAGGCUCCUGCGAGGCCACAUCCAUGGCAACCACGCUCAUCCCUCAAGCCACGCGCUCCAUGUCCCGAUGGCUAUGGGGGAGGGAUUUGGGGGCGGAGGAGGUAAUAUUCCAGAGUGCGAGACUAAGCAAAGGCACAGACCAGUCAACUUGCGCCACGCUAUCGCCACAGUGAUCAUCACAGGUGUCGUGUGUGGGAUCGUCUGUCUGAUGAUGCUGGCUGCAGCGGUAUAUGGUUGUGCCUAUGCGGCCAUCAUGGCCAAAUAUCAGCGGGAGCUGAAGAAAAAUGAGCAGUUGGCAGCGGCUCGUGAAGCCGUUCAUGCCAGGUUAGAUGAGAAGGAACCACUGGAGAAUGCCAUUGCCUAG